Messenger RNA from Monopterus albus (swamp eel), 2568 nucleotides. It is a transcript of the gene arf3b, whose product is annotated as ADP-ribosylation factor 3b. The transcript has 5 exons. Lineage: Eukaryota; Metazoa; Chordata; Actinopteri; Synbranchiformes; Synbranchidae. The record is from RefSeq and is a predicted model, not a curated record. Gene Ontology annotation, molecular function: GTPase activity; GTP binding. The coding region runs from base 199 to 744 and encodes 181 amino acids.
ACACCUCAUUAUUACACAAAGCCGGUGUACUGGGUGUAUGCAGAGCUGAAUUAACAACCAGAGGAAAGCAGGCAACAGCCCUGGGGCACCAGACCUUCAAGGAGGCUCCAAAGCUGACCAUGUUGUUCAGCCCUCCCUGCUCAACAACUGAGACAUUGCAGAACAACAGCACUAAAGUUUAAAAACCUGCUCUGCAUCAUGGGGAACAUUUUUGGAAAUUUGCUGAAGAGCCUCAUAGGAAAGAAGGAGAUGAGAAUCUUGAUGGUGGGGCUUGACGCAGCAGGAAAAACAACAAUCCUAUACAAGCUCAAACUGGGAGAAAUAGUCACCACAAUCCCAACCAUUGGGUUUAAUGUGGAGACAGUGGAGUACAAGAACAUCAGCUUCACUGUGUGGGAUGUAGGUGGGCAGGACAAAAUCCGCCCCCUUUGGAGACACUACUUUCAAAACACACAGGGUUUAAUCUUUGUGGUGGACAGUAAUGACAGAGAGCGUGUGAACGAAGCACGAGAGGAGCUAAUGAGGAUGCUGGCUGAGGAUGAACUGAGAGAUGCGGUCCUCCUUGUUUUCGCCAACAAACAGGACUUGCCAAACGCCAUGAACGCCGCAGAGAUCACAGACAAGUUGGGCUUACACUCCCUGCGCCACCGUAACUGGUACAUCCAGGCCACCUGUGCCACCAGCGGUGACGGCCUCUAUGAGGGCCUUGAUUGGUUGGCCAAUCAACUCAAGAACAAGAAAUAAGAAGAAAACUGGAAACAGCAGCCACACCGGCAUUUUAUUUGUUUUGGGAAUGUGGGUUAGGUUCAAGGGUUUGGGUUGAUAGGUGUAGCAAGCGUCUGUGACUGGAGGAGAUUUUAAGCUUUUUUUUUCAGUCUGUUGAGGUUUCUAAUAGUUUUCAGUGAUUAUUGAAAACAAAUUCUUAUGUACUCAAUAUUUAAUCAUUCCACACACACACACAAAUGCAUACUAACCAUAAGCAGUCACUUCAUACACUUGCUUUUCCUGUGUCCACAUCUUGUCCUUAGGUGCAGAGUGCUGUAUGUUAGUCUCUAGAUGCUGUACCGAGUCGUGUGUGACUCCGCUGAGUCAGCUUGAGUCAUGUAUGACUUUUUUGUUGAUUUAUAUUUUUCAGCUGUCGGUCAUUUAUGAAAAGAAAUGUUCUGUCAGUUGCACUUCCUGUUUUUUUUCCAUAGCCAUUUGUUUUGUUUGGGAGCAGUCACAGCUGGCAGCUCCAUGUCACCAUGAUUCACUUUAAUGCUUUCCUCUCCCUUUGAAUUUGUGAGCAAUGCUGAGGCACUUUGAUACUCAGAUAAAGUGUGUACACGCCUGUGAGUGUGAAAACACACUGUAUGUGUUUGUGCAAGCGACCUAUACAGUAUUAAUGGAGAACAAUUCUGUGAAGGAGACAAAGCCAGCGGGGGUGGAGUUUCCCCUGUCACAUGUUUCUACUCCCUGUGUGGAAGCCUGACCUGCAUACAUCCUGGUAGAUCUCGUUGGCACUGCUGCAUACGUUUCCAUCCUCUGAGCUGCAUGUUGACCAUAGAUUUCCUCUAACUGCCACCAUUUUCUGCAUUAGUUGGCACACAUGCUUAAAAUAGCUUAGUCAGCUUUAUGGUCUUUUAAUGUAAAAGUAGUAUAUAGGUCAACCUGCACCUAAACACAGCGCACAUGACCUGCACAGCUGCUACUUGUCUCUGUCCAUAUGAGUAUUCAAACUGCAUCAGGUUGCUCUCACUUUGUGUGUCCCAGAUGUGCAUAUCGGGGGAUUGCUCUGUCCCUGAAAAUUCUGUGUUGCUGAAUGUGAAUAUCAUCAUGGCUGUAAUGAUAUUUAGUUGACAUGCACAUUCCUUUAUUUCAGUGAUGUGGCAGCAUAAUUAUGUGAAAGAAAAAACAGGGUAUGCAGAUCAGUGUCUUGGUGCGAAUCACUUCUGAACAUUACUGCGUCAGCUGUGGCACCAGCAGAACCCACAGGUUUUUGUUAAUAAAACUAUUUCUGUGUGCCAUACAUGGGUACUACUGAUCAUACACCAGUGACAGUACAACUCUCUGUAUAUCCAGUCCACCAACUUAUCAGUGCACAUCAUUCACAUUUAUCAUCUAUUAUAUGUCAAAUUGUGUGUUUGAUCUUUUGGGUUUUGUGGCCUUAUAUUUAGUGAUGACUUUAAAUUGAUUUCUUCUCAGCUCGUUUGGUUCCAAUUUGGAGUCACAUAUAUUUUAUCUAUAAAGAAUAAGUUACAUAUUCAUUUCUCUAGGCAGAAUUUGCACCACAGUUCAAGAAGGUAUCUUUUGAUUUGCCAGAAUGCUUGAUUCAUAUUUGGUGGUAGAUUUCUUUGGUUCAUUUCAGGGUGAAAAGAAACUUUGAUGUAGACCGUUUGUGAAACGAUGAUAAUCAGUACAAAAAAAGAAAUUUAUUCAUUCUGUACCGUUAUAGUUACACAAGUAGAUUAUAAAAAAACAAAAGGUGAAGACCAUGUUUCAAUGCUGAAUGCAUGGAGACAUCUACAUGUAAUGUAAGACAACUAACAAAAUCCCGCUGUAUUACAAAUAAACCCAUUUUCUGUAUGA